AAACACUUGUACAGAAACUGCAAACGUUCAUCUGAGAGACUGUAAUGCAAGAGGUUGAAGGAUACGCAGCUCUAUUUAAUUCUGGAGAAUCAGUAACGACAAGUUGACAAGAUACCACCAAUCACAACGAAAGUAACUUACUUAACUGGCGGGAGACUACCGCUGAGGCUCCUAAUGGAUGAUGAGGAGGAGGACAUGUCUCUUCAGCAUCCUGCCUCACAGUGCUGGGGCACCCCCUUCAGGGACAUCAAGUUCCACACCAUGGACAGCAGAGGGUCCAGAGACGCCGGGGACAGAGGGGACACCCGGGACAGGUCUACACAGAUGUCGACCGGACCCAAUGCCAUUGUCCCGCGGUCAGAGGGACACAACAUCAUGGUUCCACAAGGGCACAACAACAACACUUUGCCCUGUGGGUUGCAGGACAAUCACCAGGCCAUAAUGUGUCUCCAUGGCAACACUGGAUUCUGUUUGCACUUCCCAGCUCAGUUUGAGCCUAUGGACGAUCAGGGUGAGAGGCAGAACGAUGAGGGGGAGGGUAGGAGAGAGGACGAUGAGGAGGAGAGAAGGAGAAUGGAGGAGAGACUAGAUGAAGAGCGGGUGGAGGAGAGCACGGAGGUCAGGAUCGGACGUAAGCUCCGGGAGAUCGGAGACCAGUUCCACCAGGACCAUGUUCAACUGUUCCUGCGGCAUCAGAGGGAUGUCCUGCCAGUCUGGAUGCAUCUCACGAUGGCCCUCUAUGGCUUCCUGUUUAACAGAGGGCCCCCUGCCAUACCCCGUCUGAGAGGACAGGAGAGAUGAGGGAGUACCUCGCAAAAAAAACCCUCCACCCGUCUCAGAGAGCCCCCCCCGGCCUCAUUCCCCCCCUGACCAAAACGAGGGACCAGACUUUUAGAUUGCACUGUAUGAUGGGACACGGGUUUGGAUUCCUGUUUUUGUUGUUUUUUAAAUCAAAGACGAAGAAGAGAAGAACUGGUUCCUGCUGGAUGGAGACUAGAAUCAUCUCUCUCUCUCUCUCUGUCCCUCUCUCUCUCUCUCUCUCUCUCUCUCUCUCUCUCUCUCCCCGCCUCUCUCUCUCUCUCCC
This is a messenger RNA of Oncorhynchus tshawytscha (Chinook salmon), 1084 nucleotides long. RefSeq lists its product as uncharacterized. Gene Ontology annotation, cellular component: myosin complex. NCBI's taxonomy places the organism in Eukaryota, Metazoa, Chordata, Actinopteri, Salmoniformes, Salmonidae. Bases 175 to 801 code for a protein of 208 amino acids. The record is from RefSeq and is a predicted model, not a curated record. The transcript has 4 exons. Gene Ontology annotation, biological process: positive regulation of apoptotic process; apoptotic process; negative regulation of autophagy.